Messenger RNA from Cyclopterus lumpus (lumpfish), 1270 nucleotides. It is a transcript of the gene npm3, whose product is annotated as nucleophosmin/nucleoplasmin, 3. The coding region runs from base 100 to 585 and encodes 161 amino acids. The transcript has 5 exons. NCBI's taxonomy places the organism in Eukaryota, Metazoa, Chordata, Actinopteri, Perciformes, Cyclopteridae. Gene Ontology annotation, cellular component: nucleoplasm; cytoplasm; nucleolus. The record is from RefSeq and is a predicted model, not a curated record. Gene Ontology annotation, molecular function: RNA binding; chromatin binding; histone binding. Gene Ontology annotation, biological process: chromatin remodeling.
AGACAUGCUCGUAGUUUGCGACGCGCUUGUUAUUUUUCGCGGAGGGUUCAUUUGGAGAUAAAGUGUGAACAGCAAAGCAACAAUUUGUGCUUCGUCAAAAUGUCUCACAACCACGAUGACUGCUCGGAUCACGCGCACUCCGGACAAUCGAAGUUGGAGAGCGUCUUGUUCAGCUGCGAGCUGUCCUCUAAAGUCCCAUUCUACACUUUCCAGGGAGACGAAGAGGAGGACCUGGAGCACUUCCUUGAACUCAGAACAGUUUGUCUGGGAGAGGGGGCCAAGGAGGAGAGCAACGUGGUGGAGGUCACGGCCAUGAACCACCUCGGAAAGACCAAUUCAGUGCCCAUCGCCAACCUUCACCUCAGCUGCCUGCCCAUGGUGAGUCUGGGAGACUUUGAGCUGAAAGCCCCAGUGACCAUCCGGCUGAAGGCGGGAACAGGACCAGUUACCGUCAGCGGGUUACACCUCAUAGUCUCGCAGGUUGAAGAGCCCGACCUGUCGGAUGAUGAUGAUGACGACGACGAUGAUGAUGAUGAGGAAGAGAUCAGCCCCAUUAAACCAGCAAAGAAGAAGCAGCAGCAGUAGGCGGAGAGGUCACUGAUAGUCUUUUGAAACGGCCUCACUCACUCGCUGAUGUGUUUUUAAGAACUUACCGUUUUUUUGUAUAGGACUGACACAUUUUACAAAGCUACAACUUCUCCCACACAGCCAAGUGAAUGCUGAGUGUUGUGGAAGCCGAGCACGCUUUUGGUGGAAGUGACAUCAUGAUCUUACCUCUCUUUUCCACCUGUCAGUUUCUCACUGCGAUCUCUUAGUAUCAGCAGUGUGUUUAACUGAUAUUACUUAUAGAAUAACGGUAUUUGCUAUUAAAUGCUACCCAGUGUUUUAUACUGUAUGUGAUACAGUCACCACUGACAUGGAGUUAUUGCACCAGUUGUGGAAAAUGUGUUUUUACAACCAGUGGAUUCUGGUAUUGUUCUUGUAAAAGCAAAAUCCUUGUGCGUGUGUUUGUGUACACUUGUCAGGAAAGAAGCCUUUCCAGACUGAUUCCAACUGAAAGGUGCAAUCAGAUGACUUUCAUACAUCCAAUGUAUUAAAUGUUCUCGGUGCACAAGACUAUUUCCAAUUGUUUGUAUUUCCCAAAAUAUUGUUCAUCUAUGUGAUAUGGCCUUCAUAAAUGUGAAUAUUUUGUCCUCUAGUGAAUGCAUCAAGCAAACAUUGUCAUUUGAAAUCAUAAAUAAAAGACAUUUUGCCUAUUCCAUUAAGAUUA